ACACAUGCUUUAACCAAAUCAUCAAUUAUUGCUACAAAGAAUUUCAUAUCAAAAUUCCACAGUCCAAACUCAGUCCCUAUCACUCUACUCUAACAACCAUUUUCAACCACUUUAUUAUUUUACACAUAAAUAAAUAAAAUAGAAAAAUACUGAAAAAAAAUGUAACAAAACCAUACACAACAUCACACAUGAAAUUAUUAUUAUUAAUUAUUUAUAAUAAUAAUAAUAAUCACUCUUUCCACCAUUUUGCUACGAUGCAAAACUCACCCACAAUUAUCUCAAUUCCGCCACCGUUUCCGUUGUUUCCUCCGCCGCAACCCACCGGAGGACAAAUUGUUGUAAUUCCAAUACCACCUCCACCGUUUAGACCAUUCUUCGGCGCUCCCAGCUCGGAGUUUCAAAUCACUGACCCUGCUCCACCACCACCGUUCGCCGGCGAUUCUAGCUCCGUCGAUUUAUCUCCUUUAGAGUUUCUCCUAGCUCUCGUUGCAAUUGUUACUAUUCCCGCCUUGAUCUACACUUUCAUCUUCGCAUACGGAUGUUCAUCUUCUCAUCGUCGGAGAUCCUCCUCCGAUGAAGUUUCCGGUGAUCCUUCAAUUGCAUCGGAGCUCUCUCGCCAUGACGUGGAAAGUGUUUCUCCAGUAGAAAGUGCCGGAGUGAAGUAUCAGAAGGAAACGCACGCAACAAAAAUCGGCGGCGAGUGUCCGGUGUGUUUAUCGGUGUUUUCCGACGGUGAAGAAAUUCGGCAGUUGAGUGUUUGCAAACACUCGUUUCAUACUUCUUGCAUUGAUUUGUGGCUCAGUAACAACUCCAAUUGUCCGAUUUGCCGCGCCACGGUUGCUUCUACCGCUGCCGCGACAGCUAAAAGUUCCGAUUCCAGUAGAGACGGUGAUCAUCAACAGGUUCCCCGUGAUGCUGCUUCUUUGGUUUGAUUUUUCUUUUUUUUUUUAUCUUUAUAAUUUUUGUUAUAGUAAAUGUGAGUUUUAAUUAAUAUCAUCAUAUAAAUAUCCGAAUUUCCAUAUACAUUUUUAUUUUAUAUAAAGUAAUUGAGUUUAGGUGUAAAAACGUUUUGAUUUUGGUAGUGGUCGUACAUACACGGAUCCGGAUUCUGUGC
Trifolium pratense (red clover) is the source of this 1114-nucleotide messenger RNA. RefSeq names its product RING-H2 finger protein ATL33-like. The coding region runs from base 189 to 932 and encodes 247 amino acids. The transcript has a single exon. NCBI's taxonomy places the organism in Eukaryota, Viridiplantae, Streptophyta, Magnoliopsida, Fabales, Fabaceae. The record is from RefSeq and is a predicted model, not a curated record.